Molecule: messenger RNA, 1329 nt
Organism: Neoarius graeffei (lesser salmon catfish)
Lineage: Eukaryota; Metazoa; Chordata; Actinopteri; Siluriformes; Ariidae
Gene: gal3st3
Product: galactose-3-O-sulfotransferase 3
Exons: 2
Coding region: 1-1329 (442 amino acids)
Biological process (GO): glycolipid biosynthetic process
Cellular component (GO): membrane
Molecular function (GO): galactosylceramide sulfotransferase activity
Source: RefSeq, a predicted model, not a curated record
AUGAUGAAGAAGAAGAUUUUCCUGAUUCUGUUGGCAGUUAGUACUGUCAGUGUGCUGUUGCAUCGGGGGGGUCAUCUCAGCUGGACCAUGGAAGUAUUCCGACUGACCUGCCCAUCUGUAAACUCUGGCUCCACUGUCAAACACACCAACGUGGUCUUCCUCAAGACACACAAGACAGCAAGCUCUACUGUACAGAACAUAUUAUUCCGUUUUGCCGAGCGCAACAACCUCACAGUGGCACUGCCAGUCACGCCAUGUGACCACCAGUUCUGCUACCCACGUAUCUUCAGCAGCCGUUUUGUCCACCCCUACACCAUGCCCCCGAACAUUGUGACCAGCCACCUACGCUUCAGUCGCUCUGAGUUGCAACGCAUUAUGCCCAAUAAUACCAUCUACAUUACCAUCUUGCGUGAACCCGGUGCAAUGUAUGAGUCCCUGUUCAGCUACUUUAAUCUGUAUUGCAAUUCUUUUAAGCGAGUCCCUAAUGGCUCUCUGGAAGCUUUUCUGAAGAAUCCCUGGGCUUACUAUCGUCCACUGGAGAAAGAUUCAAUGUAUGCCAGGAAUACACUGACCUUUGACCUCGGUGGCGAUAAGGAUCGACCUGCUGCAGACGUGGUGAGGUAUGCGAAGCAAUUUGCUGCAGAGGUGGAGCGUACCUUCUCACUGGUCAUGAUUGCAGAAUAUUUUGAUGAAUCGCUAGUCCUGCUGCGGCAUCUGUUGUCAUGGAACCUAGAGGAUGUGCUCUACAUCAAGCAAAACAUGCGCAUGCCUUCAUCUAAAGGCAAUCUUUCUGAAGCACAACUGGGUAAAAUCCGGGAAUGGAAUGCCAUCGAUAUUAUACUGUAUAACCACUUUAAUGCCUCACUUUGGCGCCAGCUGAAUGAACUGGGGCUAGCUUGUGUUGCUAGGGAAGUAAAACUGCUACGUCAUGCCAAAGAACAGAUGGUACACAGCUGCUUUGGCGGCAACAGGCCUCAGAUACGCUCAGCUGCGGAGAUCACCAACAAAGAACUGCGACCCUGGCAGCCCAGCUCUAAGGUGGCUAUUGUUGGGUACGACUUACCUGCCAAUGUAUCAAAAAAAUCUGGCAUGACACAGGACAUGUGCCUGAAAAUGAUCAUGCCUGAAUUGCAAUAUACAAAGCGACUGCUGCAAUUGCAGAUGAUACGUUACAGCAGCAGAUACUUUUUAAAUGCAAUGCAUAAAACCACUGGCCAGCAACAAGAACGAUUUAGUCCCAAUUUACGUCAUUCAAUCACACUGGGGAGGAGCCCCAGAACAAAUGUAUGGGUCUACCACCAGCCUCCUCAACCUCGGCCACACAAUUAG